Messenger RNA from Caenorhabditis remanei, 1449 nucleotides. RefSeq lists its product as uncharacterized. Lineage: Eukaryota; Metazoa; Nematoda; Chromadorea; Rhabditida; Rhabditidae. The coding region runs from base 1 to 1449 and encodes 482 amino acids. The transcript has 10 exons. The record is from RefSeq and is a predicted model, not a curated record.
AUGAUGAUGUCAUGUUAUCGCAACGGUGUUAAAUGUAUGCUACUUUUGUUUUUUAUGGGAUUGGCUGCAUUGAAUACUUAUAGUUAUUGGAAGGGUAGUCGGAACAGGAAUAUGAAAUAUACUAGUAUGCAUCCAGAAGUCAUUGUAGAACAGAGUUCUAUUACUCCAUUCCAAUGUCCGUUUGAAUCCUGGAACCAAUUACAUUCUGAUACUGUCCCAAAUGAGAAUCUACAUCUGGAAUGGAUCCAAAAUAAUAUCUCACGACGAGACAAUAUUUUGGAAUCACAAAUUCGACUUUUGUCUUCUUUCGUCUACUUGGAUCAUAUUUCAAUUACAACAAAUUCACAGAGAAGUUAUGGCCAAAAAGUCUACUGUCGCUACUACAACUGCCUCCGUGAAGAGAUCUCCAGCUCCUCGUAUCAAUCAAUAUUUUUCCCAAUGAAUGUAAUCAGAUGUCCGAGAAGAAUUGGUGUGAAACAUAUGUCGAUUAGUUUUGAUUCGGAAGAGAUACCACAAGAACCGAUUCCACUUGUCUAUAGAGUUUUCGAGGCGCCAAUCCACGAGGUAUCAGUAUGCGUCGGUCCGAUUCACGGCUCGGAGAGCAAGUGGUUAGAAGUUGCAGAGUUUAUAGAACAUUACAAACUGAUUGGUGUACGGUACUUCUAUUUUACAGUAUUCAAUAUGAAUGAGUACAGUCGGAAGAUUAUUGAUGAGUAUCUGAGAACAAGAGAAAUCGAGUUGACCGUAAUCCAAUCAGAAUACAAAACAAUAGAUUGGCAGUUUCAUCUCCUCCAGAUUAAUGAAUGUCACCAACGGAGUAAACAUCAUUCGAAAUGGGUUAUAAACGUGGAUAUUGAUGAGAGAUUGGUUAUUUUCGAUGAUAAAAUUAAAUCAGUUGGACGUUUAUUGAGUGGGUAUAAUGAUACAGUUGCUGAGGUCGGAUUUGCGAUUCGAAGAAUUCAGAAGACGGAGAAACUGCCGGAAAAAUAUGAAAGUGAUGAGCAGAUAAUUUCCGAAAUGGAAUUCCUCAAAUACAACGUGUCUUCUCCAGUCAGUUGGGGUGCCUACAAAACGAUUUAUCGACCAGAAAAGAUAGCUGCAAUGUAUUAUCACUGGGCGUACCAGAGGUAUUCGGGGACAGUAGCUGAGUAUGUGACAAGUGAAGUUGCGCUGCUCAGGCACUACCGUACCACUGAGAAGAAUGUCCUUGGAUCUGGGUGGCUUGCUGAUCCAAAUUACAAAAACUUUUCAAUUGUUCCGGAAGAAACGAAAUUCGCAGAAAAACUGAAGGAGAAUGUACUGAAAAAGAUCAAAUAUGUUUACGAUCAACGGGUUUUGUACUGUGAAGAGAUAGCAGAGAUACCGUAUGAAGAGUAUAAAGAAUUUGGACAUGACAUCUUUAAUUGUACAUUUCGAAAUGAGAGUGAUAGUAAUAAAAGUGUUUAUUGA